AUGGCGGGCUCGGCCGAAGGUCUGGAGGGUGGACGCCCCGGGGUCCUGGGGAUCCAAGACGGGAAGUCUCCAGCUGGGAUCAGCCCUGCCAGGCCAGGACAUCCGCGCCUCACGUCGGGACUCAGGGUCCUAGGCAGCCGAGCCCCGUCGUGGCGCUGGCUCCCCAACUCGACAGGGGCAGUGGAGCCCGGCUCCGGACUGAACUCGCGGCGCGCAAAGCGCUUCGGAGGCGCGGUGUCGACGCUGUGUCAACGCGGCGCAGGGUGUGGGGAGUGCACGGAGAGAGUGUCCAUAGCACACGCUUGGCGCGCACAGCAGCUCUUGCCUGACUCGCACCUGGAGCCGCGGCCCCAGCAGCCGCGUGGACGCCCGAGUGCGUGGCCUCGUGUCCGCGCCUGGAGGGACUUCUCUCUGGCCAGGAAUCCGGAGCCCGAGAAGCCCAGGAGGCGCAGGCCGCCGGCCUCCAGAGACCCCGGGAUGGGCUGCCGCUCCCCCCAGCCACCAGAGUUUCGGGGCCCCGCUCUGGGUCCGGAGAAGCGUCGGGGAAACUGGGAGAAACUUUACCAACUUUGCUCUCCGCGAGGGAGAGGCCGCCCGAAUGGCCGGGUAGCGGCAGGCCGCGGCGCGCGGGGUGGGCCCCCAGCCAGGCCCGGGCACCCGGGAGCGGGCCGGGCCGCCCGAGGAGGGGUGCGAGGCCGGCCGGCUAGCCCCCGGCGCCCCCGCUCCUGCCCUGCGCCUCCCCCAGCUGGCCGCGCGCCUGGGUCUCCGAGCCGCCGGCGACGCGCAGCGCUGGGGAUGGACUGGAUGGAAAACCCUGGUCUCCAGCGCAAGUGAUUAGAUUUUUCUUUACCUCUCCGGGAUCACCCCUUUCCCGCCCGACUUGAGAGGUGUCACUCCCUCCUCCUCCUUUGUUUUUCUCUGUCCCUCUGUUCCUCCCACUUUCUCUGUAUUCGAUUUCUAGGUCAUUCCUUUUUCCUUUCUUUCCUCCGCUCCCUUAUUCCUUGUUUUAUUUUUCCCCCUGGACCACUUUUCAGUUGUUUUCUCAUUUUGCUCCUCCCUCUUUUCUUGUGUCUCUUUUCCCCUCUCUGACUGACGGAGUCCCUCUCCCCCAUCUUCAUUUCUCCUCCUUUAUCUCUAUCCUCUCUCUCUCUCUCUCUCCCCUAAUCUCGUAUUUCCUUCUUCGAUUUCUGGUCUGUCUCUCAGGUUCUCUUCCGCGUGUCUUUUCUGUCUCCUCUUCGUCUCCUGAACCGUCCCCUCCCCGGUGGAUCUGCCUUCCCGGAGGCGCCCCUUCUCAUCCAUCUUGGAGAAGAAUAUGUCGCCUUAUUGGAUGCGGAGGCCAGAGCCGGGUGAUGGGGCUCGGCCAGCCUAGCGCCUUUUCUUCAUGCAUAUUGAGGAGAUGGUAAUGAGCGCGUUUGCAUUGUUGCAUGGAAAUGCUGCGUUUCCUGCCGCAGUUCCGAGCCCGCGAGGGUGGCACGGGCCCAAAAGAGCCCCGCAGUGGGCAGCCGGCCUGGUGGCCGCAGCUGGGCCUCGACGGGUUCCCGGGUGCUGGGGCCCCGGGGGAGGAAGUGACCUGGCCGAGCCGGCCGGCCUCUCCUCCUUGGGUCCCCCCACGAGGGCCGGCCUCGCUCCUCUCCUUAAAGCCUCGGGUCGGGAACUCCCGGCUCGGCCUCGCUCACGACACUUCCUUCGCGCCCCCUCCCCACGGGCCUCUGGGUCCCCCCCUCCCCUGAUGUUUGGAGGUCUGUGAUGGAGCGCCACCGGGAAAUUAGUGCCUGACAACGUCGUCUAAUGGCAGUAAACUGCGACUUCGAGUGACACGUCGCGGGAUCAAACGCAGCCACACUGUGCACCGCGCUCGGCUCACUCCCGGCUAAUCUUGGAGGGCGCAGGGCGCUCGGUCAGGGGAGCGCAGGCCCCUGUGUGUCGGGAGCCCGCUCCCGCCUGGGCUCAACGGGACGGAGCCGACCCGGAGGCCAGUCCCUCCCGGAGAAGAUGCGCAGAGCUCUAGAGACAGGACCCAGGCACGCCUCUCAAAGAGACGAAGGCUUGUGAAAGGCGGGAACUCCGAGGGUGCAAACAGCAGAGCUCAGAGCGAACCUACUGCUCCUUGCUGGAAAAUCGGAAGGACACGGAGCCGCAGCUCCAGACAAGGCCGAGCGGGAACCUCUGGACAGUACACGUCCCCAGGGAUCCCCCUGGUCCCUUCCAGCUCCAUACUAGGAAAGUUGACGGCUCUUGGUUCAAAAUCAAAACCGCUGGGAUCUCGCCUUGUCUGGAAUUCUGUAGUGCCUGGCGUUUCCCAAACUUCAAGCCCUUGGCUACCACCUCUACUAUUAUUUGCUUAACAUUUUCCCUUAAAUCGACUCAUUUUAAAAACGUAGAUAUAUGCUUUUGGAAAGAAAACUUGAUACUACUACCUUAAAUUGAAAAGUAGAUAUUCCUCGCCAUAAAAGGCAAUUGUGAAAGAUAAAAACAGCUCGAUCCACGCACUGUUGACACCUAUCAGCCGUGUGGCUUGCUUGGAGUGACUUCUAGAGGUCCAGGUGUGUGUGUAGUCUAGCCAGCGUUGGAAUUGUUAAAUACUGAAUCUUUCUCAGAAGAAAGGAAAGAAUCGAAAAGGGACUGUUUCUCAUUAUUCAAUGCUGUUAAUUAACUCUGUCUCCACACUACCUAAAAGCAUGUUGAGGACCCCAAAACCUGGCCUGGUUUACGGUUUACCAAUGCCGUUCUCUGACAUUCAAUGACAAUGUCACUGUAUGAAAAAUAAGUAAAACAUUUAAAAUAAAAAUACCUGUUAUUAUUAUUUA
Messenger RNA from Equus caballus (horse), 2807 nucleotides. The record is from RefSeq and is a predicted model, not a curated record. Lineage: Eukaryota; Metazoa; Chordata; Mammalia; Perissodactyla; Equidae.